CGGUUGGAUUUGCUUAAACUUCACUUACAGCUUAGUUUAUCUACCGAUGAAUGUGAGGCCGGUUGUAUAACUUGUAGGUACUCGUACUUGUAUGUGGCACAAUGCCGAACUGUGUUUCAAUGCAAAGGGCUUCUGAUCGGAACAUUUCGUGAAUCGUUUCGCGUGUCAAAGUGAAACAGUUUCCUGCAGUUUUUGUUGCGUAACGCUUCAUUGGUGAAUAUCAGAAUCAAUGAUCAUGAUGCCUAAGAGGCAACCCAUCACAUCACAUAGGAUGUUUAACAGGCCACAGUCAGCGAAUACGCGGCAAGAGGCCGAAAUGAUGGGCAAGGCCAAACGGCAAAUCACAGUGGUUAAAGAUCCAGUGGAGAAGUUGCGUCUAUUGUGCCUGUCCAGAGGGACAACUGGCAUCUUGGGGCUGGGCAGGAUAUUUCGACGCAUGGAUGAUGACGGUAACAAAUCGCUGAAUCUUGAAGAAUUCACAGAAGGGAUGAAUGAUACAGGAAUGGAUCUGAACGAAGAAGAAACCAAAGCAUUGUUUGACCGUUUCGACAAGGAUGGGAGUGGCAGCAUCGACAUGGAUGAGUUCCUGUCAGCCAUUAGGCCCCCAAUGUCCAACUCACGACUGAAAGUGAUCAACGAAGCGUUCAAGAAAUUAGACAAAACUGGUGAUGGAGUGAUCACUAUUGACGACCUCAGAGGCGUGUACUCUGUGAAGAUGAACCCUCGGUACAUGAGCGGGGAGGAGACAGAGGAACAGAUCCUCAGCAAGUUCCUAAAUAACUUCGAGAAAGAUGAGAGUACCAGAGACGGCAAGGUGACAGAAGAGGAGUUUGUUAACUACUACUCCGGUAUUAGCGCAUCUAUCGACAAUGACGCGUACUUUGACUUGAUGAUGCGUCAGUCGUACAGACUGUAAGAAUCACGUGCGAGGUCUUGAGUCAUGGUCACGCAUGGAGGAAGCAUCACCGAGCGAGCAGCUGACAGCACUGCUGGAAUGGGCAGGACUUGACGAUUCCAAGAAGGGAAAUAAAUAUCUGCAAGAAACAAAAGCUUCUUAGCAUAAAUUAUGCUGAGCAACUUUCUCAUACAGUCUCUCUCUGCGUCGUAUUUCGAAACUCUGAAUCUAAUUUUCUAUUUACGUGAUCUCGGGAGAAGCCAAUCAUUUGAAGUUGGGCACAAAGAACAGCUUAAACUGAGACAUAAAGUACCGUAUAACACUUUUUAUAUUCUCAAAAUACAAAUUUUGUGUAAGUCCCACGUGCCUUCAACAUCCUCGAUAGCGUAGUGCUUAAUUAGUUAAGCACAGGGGCAACUUUAUCUUUACCUAUGUAAGAGUCCUUUAAAAUGCCUUAAUUUUCCGCCUUUCUGUUUCUUAUCAAGUUCUCCAUCCAGGGGAAAGAAGGUAAAGCAAGCGCAUUAAUUUUACAGGUAAUAUUACGAUAUCAGUGAAGUGUCUGGGGAGAUAAUGAAUAUUAAAUAAAUAUAUAUAAGUAAAUGUAAAUAAAUAAUUAGCUGUUUUCUCGAUAUAUAAUAUUUAAUUGAUUUAUUAUCUCCUUUAGUUGCUUGCAGUUUGACUGAGAGUUACAAGUGAGAUAGUAGUGAAAAGAUGGUUUCUUGAUGUGCACUUAUUGUCUGUUAAGUUGAUGACUGAAAAAUAAAGUUUAAUAAACCUA
Messenger RNA from Cryptotermes secundus, 1673 nucleotides. RefSeq names its product calcyphosin-like protein. NCBI's taxonomy places the organism in Eukaryota, Metazoa, Arthropoda, Insecta, Blattodea, Kalotermitidae. Bases 230 to 916 code for a protein of 228 amino acids. The transcript is spliced from 5 exons. Gene Ontology annotation, molecular function: calcium ion binding. The record is from RefSeq and is a predicted model, not a curated record.